UUUUAUCUGUCCUCCAGAGGUCAUUUCCUGUUCGCGUUCGCUCUGCCGGAUUGACACGUCACGAAGGUCAGGAGAAAACUGAUGGAAAAAUGGCGAGCACCUACAACACCUUCAAUCUACACACGACGCCGGAGAAGUUCUACAUCGAGGCGUGUGAUGAUGGAGCAGGAGACGUCCUCGCUAUUGACCGUGUGUCCACAGAAAUGACCCUCACAGUGAGGAAGGACGUGCCUCCGUCAGCAGUGACUCGUCCGAUGUGUGGCAUCAUGGGAACCAUGCGGCUGGUGGCAGGCAUGUAUCUCAUCGUCAUUACCAAGAAGAAGAAGGUGGGAGAUCUGCUCGGUCACGCCGUCUGGAAAGCCACGGACUUUGACAUCAUUUCCUACAAGAAGACGGUCCUGCAUCUGACUGACACUCAGAUGCAGGACAACAAGGCCUUCUUGUCUAUGAUCAACAGCGUCCUGAACACAGACGGUUUCUACUUCGCCACAGACUACGACUUGACGCACACCUUACAGCGGCUGGCUAACACCAGCCCCGAGUUUCAGGAGAUGACCCUUCUGGAGCGCGCGGAUCAGAGAUUCGUGUGGAACGGUCAUCUGCUCCGAGACUUCAUGGCACAGCCGGAGCUGCACAAAUUCGUCUACCCUGUUAUUCACGGCUUCGUCGCUAUGAAGUCGUGCUGCAUCAGCGGGAAAAUCUUCGACUGGAACAUCAUUUCUAGGAGGAGCUGUUUCCGCGCGGGCGUCCGCUACUACGUCAGAGGUAUCGACUCUGAAGGUCAUGCGGCAAACUUUGUUGAGACGGAGCAGAUUGUUCAGUAUAAUGGAGCAAAAGCCUCAUUCGUUCAGACUCGAGGCUCCAUCCCCUUCUACUGGUCUCAGAGACCAAACCUGAAGUACAAGCCAAAGCCACAGAUCAGCAAAAGCGGCAAUCAUCUGGAUGGUUUUCAGAGGCAUUUCGACUCUCAGAUCAUCACAUACGGCAAACAAGUGAUUUUGAACCUGGUGAAUCAAAAGGGCUCAGAAAAGCCACUGGAACAGGCCUUCGCGAAGAUGGUGAACAAUCUGGGUAACGGCAUGAUCAAGUACAUAGCGUUUGACUUCCACAAGGAGUGCAGCCAUAUGAGAUGGCAUCGCCUGCAGAUCCUGGUGGACAUGGUUGCGGAAAUACAGAAUGAGUUCGGCUACUUCCUGGUGGAUUCGGACGGGACGGUGCAGCUACAGCAGGACGGGACGUUUAGAAGCAACUGCAUGGACUGUUUGGACCGAACCAAUGUCAUCCAGAGUCUGCUGGCGCGCCGCUCGCUGCAGUCACAGUUAGAGAGGAUGGGAGUUCUUCAUGUGGGCCAGCGGAUUGAAGAACAGGCGGAUUUUGAAAAAAUAUACAAGAACGCUUGGGCAGAUAACGCCAACGCCUGUGCCAAACAGUACGCCGGGACCGGAGCCCUGAAGACCGACUUCACACGGACAGGAAGGAGAACGCAGUGGGGUUUGCUGAUGGACGGCUGGAACUCCAUGAUCAGAUACUACAAGAACAACUUCUCCGACGGUUUCAGACAGGACUCCAUUGACCUGUUUCUGGGUAAUUAUGCGGUGGAAGAGGCGGACAUGAACACUCCUCUACAUGAACCCAAAGACUGGAAGUUCCUGACGCUGCCGAUCAUCAUGGUGGUGGCUUUCUCCAUGUGCAUCAUAUGUCUCCUGAUGGCUGGUGACACCUGGACUGAGACGCUAGCGUACGUGUUGUUCUGGGGCUCGGCGAGUGUUGUGACGGCCGGCGUGAUCCUCUUCAACGGCCGGGACUUCGUCGACGCACCCAAACUGGUGCAGAAGGAGAAGAUGGACUGAACCUGCGUGUGUGGGAAGCAGCUGGGUCCCGCCGAGUCUUCAUCCUCCUCCUCCUCCUCAUCCUCAGUGCUGUCCCACUCUCAGCUCGGCCGGCCCUGGAGCCUGUACUGAAGCCGCUCCGCCGGAGGAAGAGGACGAGGAUGAAGGCCAGGGGCCAGACGGGACGCUCCACUGCUCUCCACACCAGGAUCGUAUCUCAGACAUCCCAUAAUUCCAUGGGCAGCUUCACAGACGCAGCGCUGGAAACCAGGUUCAUGUGCGGAUCGGGACCGUGAGGGACUCGGCCCAAGCCUCGUGGUCCAAGACGUGUUUCCGUGUCGAAUCGCAUCAUCAUCUUGUUUUCUAAUAAAAAAAAAUUAAUUGAACAAAACGAGAUGCGUUCAGAAAAUAAAAGGCAGUGACACUCUUC
This is a messenger RNA of Carassius auratus (goldfish), 2259 nucleotides long. RefSeq names its product SAC1 like phosphatidylinositide phosphatase b (gene sacm1lb). Bases 90 to 1850 code for a protein of 586 amino acids. The record is from RefSeq and is a predicted model, not a curated record. Gene Ontology annotation, biological process: phosphatidylinositol dephosphorylation. Gene Ontology annotation, cellular component: endoplasmic reticulum. Lineage: Eukaryota; Metazoa; Chordata; Actinopteri; Cypriniformes; Cyprinidae. Gene Ontology annotation, molecular function: phosphatidylinositol-4-phosphate phosphatase activity. The transcript has 19 exons.